AGAAGGUCACAGAUCUUGAAAAUGUUUUUGCAUGGCAAAAUUUUCAAAAUGUGUCGUAAUUGUCGAAAUUUCUACCACUUUUUCCAAACACCAGUGAACUUGCUCUUACUGAGCAAAAUAAUAAUGGUGCAGUCUAACAUGGUGGAAGAUUAGAAUUCAAUAAACUAAUGCCUUCAAAUAUUGUACUACACUAAACACUUUCAGGGAUUUGAUUUGUAAAAAAAAUUAAUUAAAAAUUCAACCACAAUGUGUUUGUAUGGAAUAGGCAAGUUUCGGUGAUUGUUUUGCAUUAAAGGAAGUGGGAUGAAGCUGAAGUUUCAUACCUUUUUUGGCAGAUCUUUCGGGAAAGAAAUAAUAACAUUUCGCUUCCAUCGACUAUUGAAACGCUUCACAGACCAGUAGUUACAGAAGAAAAACGUAUAAAUAUGUUUCUAUUCGUAGCCAAUCACUAACCCCUACGCUUCUUGCUAUUUUCGUUUUCUUUGACGUUGACGCUUGGACGGACAACAACAACAAAACAUACACGCUGUGACAACAAACACGUUCCACGCGACAGUUUGAUUCCGCUGCCCACGAUCAGCGGAGGAUUCGGCAGCUUAGGAAACGUCCGACGGAACCGAGAUGUGCGGGCCACCGGAAUCCGUAGCGCCGGCUCGACGACGUUGAUGGGCGGCCGGGGGGACGGAACCGGGGGUGUAGGCGGGGGAGCCAACAUCGGCCAUCAGAACAUCAGCUCAGCCGGGGUCCAGGGUGGUAUCGCCGCUAGGCCGGUCGCUCGGGUCGACAUUCAACCGGUCAUCAACCGAUCGGAUCUGAAGAGUUCGAUCUUCCACCCGAGCUUCCAUCGGCAGUUCGUGACGAAUAUAAGCACCGAAUCGGGCGCGCCAGUCGAACCGGUUCACGAGGAGAACAAUAGCGAUAGCUACGAGGAUUCGUUGAAGGAUUCGCUGACCUCGAACACGAGUCUAUGACGAGAGGCGAAGGGUUCCUCCUGCAGAAGGGGGAGCCAUCGGGGCUGUCGGAAGCCCAGCAAUCGAACCAUGAACAACAGCCAGCUGUACAGAAUAGCCGAUAGGAUAAACCAAAAAUUUUAAUAACGCUAAACAACACAAAACAAAACGCCACGUUUUUUUUAAAAUUUUAGCCUAUUUGUUGAAGUUUAAUUAUUCCAAAAAAUAAUGUUGUUAUGUAGUUAGGUAAGACAGUUCGGAUUGAGAGUGCUCGGUGAAUGUUCGUGUUCCGCUCGCGUGUUUUUGUAUGUACGUGCAAAAAGUGCCUUCGAAGUGCAAUCAAAGCAACCAGAAACAAAGAUAAGCAAACUGUAAAUAUGACAAUUUUAAUUAAAUCUAAUGUAAACAAACACUGA
Messenger RNA from Uranotaenia lowii, 1366 nucleotides. RefSeq lists its product as uncharacterized. The transcript is spliced from 2 exons. Lineage: Eukaryota; Metazoa; Arthropoda; Insecta; Diptera; Culicidae. The record is from RefSeq and is a predicted model, not a curated record. Bases 666 to 971 code for a protein of 101 amino acids.